Orbicella faveolata is the source of this 1398-nucleotide messenger RNA. RefSeq names its product ZP domain-containing protein-like. The record is from RefSeq and is a predicted model, not a curated record. Lineage: Eukaryota; Metazoa; Cnidaria; Anthozoa; Scleractinia; Merulinidae.
AAUAAACAAGCUAGUCCAUCUGAUUGGCAAAGAGUUUACAUGAACAAAAUUGUAUAAACUAUUUUGAGGAGAAUUGAUCGUUUCGUAAACCACCUCAGCAUAUACUCAGCAGAUUCAUAAGCUGCUCAUAUCGACAAGAGACUAUUUAAUGAAAAAUUAUACCAAGCUAGCAUUCGAGGCAUAUCGAAACUGAAGAAGUUUGAUCAUGUGUAAUGUAAUAUCUCGCAGACGUUAACGAGUGCGCAAAACAAAAUGGCGGUUGCUCUCACAAGUGCAUCAACACGGAAGGCAGCUACACCUGCUCGUGCCCGGACCCCGAGCUGACUUUGGCACCAGAUCGCCGGAAUUGUGUAGGUAUACAAAAAAAAACCCACAAUUCUCCAUUUCUAAGACGAAUUUGAUAUUUAAAAGAUAGGAACAAUUUCUGGCCUAUUUCUUAUGUCAUUUCUAUUCGGAAAGGAGCCAAUCUUUCUUUGCAUUUUCUAUUUUUUUCUUUGUUUCUUGCAGCCUCGGGUGUCUCCGUAGAUUGCCUCCAAAACGACAUGUCAAUCACUCUGCCCAAGACACUCCUCCUGGGUUUAAACCGUGAGCAUGUCACGCUACGAAAUGUGAACUGCGUUGCCAAAGAAACACCGACGCACUACACCCUUAAGACUGCACUUACGGGUUGCGGCACUACCGUCAGACAUAGGAAAGGUGCUGUGAUCUACAGCAACACUGUCUUGGAAAUUCCAGUCCAAGAAGAUGCCAUUAUAACAAGGGUCCGCGAGAUUGAGAUUCCCUUCAGCUGUUAUUACAAGAACUCUGGUGAUGCGACUGCUGUUGGAGUCAAACCUGAUACCAGGAAAUUAGUCUUUGACGAAGAUGGGAAAGGAAAUUUUACAGUUGCCCUGGGCAUGUUCAAAGAUAACAACUUACUAUGUCCUUUGCGAUUGGCUGGAGUGACUGCUAGUUCUGGUUUUACGCGCGAAAUAGAAAACCACUGUUUUUAUUUAAUUUUAAUCGUAUUUUCUUUUAUUUUAUUCAGGUUUAUAGCAGCCUAUAGCCAAAGUGAUUACCCCCUGCAAGUCAAACUAAGGCAGGAUCUGUACUUCCAAGCCUCAGUGAAAUCCAAUGACAGACCUCUUUCAGUUUUAGCCGAGCAAUGUUAUGCAACGCCCUCUCAGGAUCGAACUUACGCUACAAAAUAUAACCUGAUCAGAGACGGGUGAGUUUUAACUUAAAAUUUGUUUCAAGGCAGAAAGUUUCUUUAAAAUGGGCUUGUGAUUAAGCGAUCCAAAACGUACGCAUGCGAGCAAAUCUUUCUUUAGCUCAGAAUUUUAACAUAACCUCUUCGAUCGAUUUUAAUCGUACAACUUAUAAAAUCCAAAUCCUGCUUAAACUUUUCUUUCUUCAGUA